This is a messenger RNA of Larimichthys crocea (large yellow croaker), 2755 nucleotides long. Its product is annotated as breakpoint cluster region protein. Gene Ontology annotation, molecular function: GTPase activator activity; guanyl-nucleotide exchange factor activity. Gene Ontology annotation, biological process: signal transduction; positive regulation of GTPase activity. The transcript has 22 exons. Lineage: Eukaryota; Metazoa; Chordata; Actinopteri; Sciaenidae. The coding region runs from base 142 to 2616 and encodes 824 amino acids. The record is from RefSeq and is a predicted model, not a curated record. Gene Ontology annotation, cellular component: membrane.
CACACACAGGAAGCUGUAUUUUCCUCUUUUGCGCAUCCUUAACCGAAAGAGGAAGUUUUCUGUUGCCAGCUGAGUGUGUUCACAUGCUGCGUCUCCAGAGCUCAGCCUGCACUGUGAGGAGAAGACCUCUGAGCUCCGACUAUGGACGUCUACCAGGAGGCUGUGCAGUAUCUGGAGUCAGAGCAUGUGCCAGUUGAAGCAGAGGCUGAUGUCCUGGAGGAGGAUGUGUUCCAGGAGGAGGCCUGUCUAUCUCCUCUCCCAUCGGAGAGCAUAGACUUCCCAGACACACCCACGUUAUGCAGCCCGGAGGAAAUGCUGGAUAGGAGGCUCGUGGUCCUGAAAGGCAUCAUGGAGAGUGAGGAGGUUUACCUCAGCGAGCUGGAGGCGCUGCUGAUGCCCAUGAAGGCUCUGUGGGCCUCAGCCGGGACAUCCCAGCCGGUUCUGUCCAGUCGACAGGUCCAGACUGUUUUCUACCAGGUGCCUGAGCUCAGAGACAUGCACCAAAGUUUCUACACUGGUUUAAAGGAACGGCUGAGUGCAGAAUGUCAGACUGGGUCCAGCCCAGGUGAGGAGAAAGAGAUGACCCAUAAAGGCUUUGAGCUGAUAGUGGGGGACCUGUUUCUGAAAAUGGUAAACCAGAUCGGUCUGUACGGCGGUUUCAUUGGAAACUACGAAGAAGCUGUUGAAGUUGUUCGCAAGUGCACACAAUCGGACCCUCGCUUCCGAACCCUGGCUCAGAGCAUGAUGUCCAAUAAAAACGGCUCAGACAAAACUCGGACCAAAUACACAUUUGAAGCUCUACUAUACAAGCCUCUGGACAGAGUAACCAAGACCACACUAGUGCUGCGUGACCUCCUGAAGACGACGCCAGUCAAUCACAGAGAUUACACAUCCUUACAGGAAGCUCUGAGAUUAUCUCGCAGCUUCCUGUCUGGUGUCAACGAGAGUUCGCAGUGCAAACGAGAGGUCAUGCUCAGUCACGGCAUGAGGCGACAGCUGAUGCGUGAUGGCUUUGUGGUGGACGCAUGCGAGGGGGAACGCAGCCUGCGUCACCUCUUCCUGUACACAGACCUCCUUCUGUGUACCAGAUUCAAACAUGCAAGCAGAGGGAAGCAGGACCAGUACAGGUUCUGCUGGUACCUGCCCCUCGCUGGGCUUAAACUUCGCUGGGUUGCAGAGCAGGAACGUUCACCAGACACACACCUUCGCUUACACACCAUAAGAACCAAGAUGUACCACCUCCGAGAACAGCUACAGCAACAGAAAACAGGACCCAGGGGAAUAGUUAUGGCAGCUCGGAGGAAGAAACUGGAGCAAAUGGAGCUGAUGCUGCUCACACACUCAACUGUUUACAGACUAGAGAUGCACAGCCCCAGUGGCAAGAGUCACACACUCCUCCUCUCCUCCCUGUAUGAGCUUGAAGAAUGGAGAGAAGCUAUCCUCAAACUCACUGCAGACAACAUAGAGACCGUCCCUCCAGACCUGCUUACUCUCACCAGUGCAUGUGUGAAACUGAGAAUGACCCAGCAGCCGCCGCUACACAGCUCGAACGCCGAGGACGAGAAAUCUUUGUGUGGGACUCUGAGUGUGGCGGUCCACUCUGCCUGCGGCCUGCAGCAACCAGCCUGUGUGUAUGUUUGUGUAGAGGUGGAUGGCUAUGAGUUUUAUGACAAACAAGCCAAGACACACUCAUCGGUGCACAGCCUCAACCCACAUUGGGACCAGGAGCUGUCUUUCCACGUGGACGGGGCACGAGACCUGAAGGUGCUCUGUGUGAGUCAGUCUGAUGGACAGGGUGAUACAGUCCUGGGUAAAGCUUCUGUACAGUUGGACUCUCAAACCCUGAAUGAGCGAUGGAGGAGACAGACUCUACACACUGGCCAGCUGGAGGUGACUCUGUCCCUGAAGUAUUGUCCCCACCCGCUUAAACCACCUACAUCUACGACGCAACCACCACCAGUCUUCCGUGUCCCCAUUGAAAUUGUGGCUCAACAGGAGGGAGUGCUGGUCCCACACGUGGUACGAUGCUGCGUGGAGGAGGUGGAGAGGAGAGGCAUGGACGAGGUGGGCAUCUACAGAGUUUCAGGAACCACCAGUGACAUCGGCGUGCUCAAGACUGCGUUUGACAGCAAUCUGCGUGACGCAGUAACCAGGCUGAGAAGUGCUGAAGUGAACGCCGUGUCUGGAGUUCUCAAACUUUACUUCAGAGAGCUGCCCGAGCCUGUUAUACCCACCGAUCUGUUUCAGAGCCUGGCCAGGACGCUUGACAUCCAGGACAUAAACUCCCGCCUUGUCUCCAUGUUGUCCCUGUUGCACUCCUGUCCUGGCCCCAACCGCCACACCUUCUUGUACCUCCUGCACCACCUGCAGAGAGUUUCAGAGAAGCAGGACACCAACAAGAUGUCUCUGAUGAACCUGGCUACAGUGUUCGGUCCGAGCCUCUUACGCCCCCCUGUGGUUGGACUGGGGCAUGAUGGCCCCACUGUGGAUAUCUCCCAGGAGGUGGUGGUGCAGGUCCAAGUGGUUUUCUGGUACCUGCAGUGUAACAACCUGCCCGAAGCUCAGACCUCUCUGCAACACGACACAGACGCUGAAGAAGAGACCACCCACAUGUGAGACCACCAUCAGUGUCACGGCUGGCAGACAACCCAGAUACCAAAUACAUGUUUAAAUAAUGUGUUUAAAAAAGAUAAAUAAAUCUGUAAAGACUGUAAGACAAAGGUAUUUAUUGAUAUAAAUUGACUUUCUGACUUGA